UUAAAAAAAUAACUAUAUGUGUUUGGUGGAGAUGCCACCAUUUAUUUAGUGUUCUUUCAAAAUUGCGUUUUACUUGAAAAUACGUAGGAAACCAGUCAAAUUUACUAUUACAGUUUUCGUCUAAAAAUAAACUCUUUAAGUUCAUUGAAACGACAACGCCCAGACAUUUUGUUCGAGUCGCAUGCUGAUCUUUAUUUGUGACACAAUAUAUCAAAUCAAUUCGUGCAGUUAAAAAAUAAAUGAUUGCCAAAAUUUAUAAAUAACUAUGUUUUAAUGACGUUCUUCAUUUACUCCAUAUAAUAGUGAUAAUGGUGUCGUCUGUAUUGGUGAUAUUAUUGUUUCUUGUUUAUACUACGAAUUGCUAUGUGAAACAGGUGUAUAAAGUUGGAGGUCUUUUCAAUGAUGAGAAUCAAGUUCAAGCCUUCACAACUGCAAUAGACAUUAUGAACAAGAAAUACGAAUUGUCGCAAAUGCAACUUGUACCAGUUCCAACCAUCAUACCUACGCACAAAGUACUUCUUUCCUACAACAAAGCCUGCAAAUUACUAUCGCAAGGCAUCAUAGGUCUCUUUGGACCAAGUUCAACCCACUCAUCCUCUUAUAUUCAGUCGUUGUGCGAUCUGAAAGAGAUACCACACAUCGAAACCCACCGAGACUUGAAUUUGGAAAGAGACAAUACCCUGGUGAAUGUCCAUCCUCAUCCCAGUAUCCUUUCUCGAGUAGUAUUUGAUCUAAUAGAGGAAUUCGAUUGGAAAAGUAUGAUAAUUCUCUACGACACUGAUGAAAAUUUGCUGAGUGUCAGCACUAUUUUGGAAUUUAACUCGCUGGGACGAACAGUAGUUUUGAGACAGCUAGAAGUUGGUAAUACCAACGAAGUUGAUGGGUACCGUACUAUGCUGACCAAGGUUAAGCUUACAAAAGAAACGAAGUUUGUGAUCGUUUGUUCUACCGAUAUUUUGGAAACAGUUUUGAAGCAAAUGCAAGAAGUUGGAAUGAUGACUGAUAUAUACAGCUACAUUAUUGCUGACUUGGAUAUGCAGACUAUUGAGCUUCAACCAUUUCAAUACGCCGGAACAAACAUCACUGGGAUUCGGAUGAUUGAUCCUGAAAGGAAAGAAGUCAUUGCUACAGCCGGGGAGAUUCGGAAGAGGAGAAAUGUUUCCGAUCCUCUAGAAGACCUUGCAGUUAUUGCUGCUUGGAAGCUGAAACUUGAGUCAGCUUUGAUCGUGGAUGCUGUUAAAUUGUUCUAUGAGACCAUACACUCGUUAACAGCAGAUGACAAAAUGUUUAUCAAUGCGACACCAAUUUAUUGCAAAUCGAAUGACAAUUGGGCAGAAGGCUACACCAUAAUAAAUCUUAUGAAAAUGAUGAGCGUGGAAGGUUUAACUGGUACAGUGAAGUUUGAUUUUGAAGGAUUUAGAAAUAAUUUCAUAGUGGAUAUUCUUGAACUUGCUCCUGCAGGUUUACUGAGAGUUGGUGGCUGGAAUUCUAGCUCUAGAAGCUUUAAAUUUGAGCGCCCAUACAAAGCUCCUUUAUCGGAUGAUAAACAAAGCAGUCUAUUUAAUAGAACUUUCACAGUUUUAAUCACUAUUUUACCACCCUAUGCAAUGCUGACAGAAACUGCCACACAGUUGGUUGGUAACGAGAGGUACGAAGGAUACUGCGUAGAUCUUAUCGAUAGCUUGUCAAAACUGCUAGGGUUUAAUUAUACCUUUAUAGUGCAGGAAGAUAAAAAUAAUGGAAAUUUAAAUAAGACUAAUAACAAGUGGAAUGGAAUGAUAGGAGAAGUAAUCGAAGGGAGAGCUGACCUUGCAAUUACAGAUUUAACCAUAACUUCCGAAAGAGAAGGAGAUGUUGACUUUACCAUGCCAUUCAUGAAUUUAGGUAUCAGUAUACUCUACAGGAAGCCAGAACCAGUUCCCGAGAGUCUGUUUAUGUUUGCCAGACCAUUUUCAUUGUCUGUAUGGAUAAUGCUAGGAGUGUCUUACUUUUUAGUAUCAUUAGCGUUCUUUAUCAUGGGAAGGUUGUCGCCUACGGAAUGGCAAAACCCAUAUCCCUGUGUGGAAGAACCAGAACAUUUAGUCAAUCAAUUUUCCAUAAGAAAUUCGCUGUGGUUUACGAUCGGCGCUUUGAUGCAGCAAGGAACAGAAUUAGCGCCAAUUGCAAUUUCCACUAGAACUUUAUCAGGGGUUUGGUGGUUCUUCGUGUUAAUCAUGGUUUCCUCAUACACUGCCAACUUGGCAGCGUUCCUGACUGUCGAGACCUUAGUGACUCCUUUCAAAAAUAUCAACGAACUGGCUGCUCAAAAAGAGAUCAAAUAUGGGGCGAAGGUUAAUGGAUCCACGGCCAAUUAUUUUAGGGAUGCCAAUUUAAGUUCUUACAAUGAAAUAUGGAAGUAUAUGGUACGCCAUCCAGAAAAUAUGAUGAGUGAUAAUGAUGAUGCUGUGAGAAAGGUUGAAUCUGAAAACUAUGCCUUUCUUAUGGAAUCUACUUCCAUAGAAUAUGCCACUGAGAGGCAUUGCACCUUGGCACAAGUAGGAGGGCUUUUAGACGACAAAGGUUAUGGAAUUGCUAUGGCAAAAGAUUCACCUUAUCGCAAUGAGCUGAGCAGAGCAGUUCUAAAGCUACAAGAGACUGGUGUUUUGACAAGUCUUAAAAUAAAAUGGUGGAAAGAGAAGAGAGGAGGUGGUAAAUGCUCUAGAAAAUCUGAGGGUGGUGCAGCCACACCUUUAGAUUUACAAAAUGUCGGAGGAGUUUUCUUGGUGCUCUUCGUUGGUUCAGUAUUGGCUUUUAUUGGUUCCUUCGUAGAACUAGCUGUGAGAGUUUAUCGCAUAUCAAAAGGCAAGAAGUUGCCUUUUAAAGUGGCAUUAAAGAGGGAACUGAAAUUUUUCGUGCAGUUUAAAGAAAACGUUAAAGAUGUCCCGGAUUCGAACACAGAGGAUGCUAAUGAUAACAAUUUAAUUGAUAAAACUGAAAUUGAAUAUUAAUUUAUUGUUGCCUUAAAAUUCAGUUCUGUACUGUUGAAGAAACUUAUCUGCACAGCUUUUUAUUUUUAGCAAAAAAUCUUUUGCUUAAAAGGUUAUCUGUACUUCACAGUUUAAGAUUAUGUCAGAAAGACAGAUAUGUAUUACAAAUACCUCAUUAAAAGAGCACACGGAAUAAA
This is a messenger RNA of Anoplophora glabripennis (Asian longhorned beetle), 3163 nucleotides long. Its product is annotated as glutamate receptor ionotropic, kainate 2-like. The record is from RefSeq and is a predicted model, not a curated record. Gene Ontology annotation, molecular function: transmitter-gated monoatomic ion channel activity involved in regulation of postsynaptic membrane potential; glutamate-gated receptor activity. Gene Ontology annotation, biological process: monoatomic ion transport; synaptic transmission, glutamatergic; modulation of chemical synaptic transmission. Lineage: Eukaryota; Metazoa; Arthropoda; Insecta; Coleoptera; Cerambycidae. Gene Ontology annotation, cellular component: postsynaptic membrane; plasma membrane. The transcript has 11 exons. The coding region runs from base 309 to 2987 and encodes 892 amino acids.